AUGACAUCAAGGGGGGUGGAGCUGACAGGCGGCGCGCCGUGGGGUUUCCGGAUGCACGGUGGUCUCGAUCAAAACCAGCCUCUCCGGAUAUCCAGGGUAAGCUUUUUAAGUUUCAGUGAGUCAAUGGGACGAAGCGCUGAUGUGAACCCGGGUCGAAAAGCAUCCCUAAGCGGUGUUCGUGAGGGUGAUGUAAUCACUUCAAUCAAUGGGCACUCGACCAAAAGCAUGACUAACUCCGAGGCACAUGCGAUGCUCCGAUCAGCUGGGCCCUGCUUAAGACUUGGAUUAAAUGAAGACAAAGAGAUGUCACCUCGAAGGAGAUCCAUUGGAAAGGCUACGGAGUUGAAAAGACCGUCACAAUUAUUAGCUGAUGGUGGUAAAGCGGUAUUACAAGCUCCGGUAUAUGCGACGAUUCGCCCUCCGCCACAACACAGGCCCACAGCGCCGCCUCUGAGGUCACUAAGCUCUCCGCCAACUUCAGUCACCUCAGCCUCCCAUGUUGCAGCGUGCGAACCGCCCAAGAUUCAUCCAACAAACCCAUUUUAUACGACUUUACCUUCAAAUUACACAAGUGCUUCCAGGUUACCAGUACCAAAUGGUCGGUCUACCUUUUCGUCAUUAGAUAGGAAUAACUCAAUUAAUAAAUCCAAAGAUUCAAUAAAUUUGUAUGACGUGAAAACAAAUCACAAUACGGACAUGAAAAAACCACACUCACCUUUUGAAACAAAAUCUGUCAAUGAAGUGCCGAUAAUAGUAGAAUCAAAUUACAGUGAUCAAGAUUAUGAUAAAGUGAAGCAACAAGAGGAGAAUGAAAACGGAAAGAAUCCAUUUGAAACGAAGAGAAAUAGUGACCCUUUUGCAAAAUAUCUUCGAUCGGAAAGCCAAACUAAUGGUAAUUCUAACGGGAGAAUGUUUAAUUCGAAGAGCGACACUGAUUUUUAUUCAAAAGAAGAAAUCACAAAACAUUCUGUGACAGAGCAAAAGAUAAGUGAAGUUGAAGAGGUUAAGACGAUAAAGAAGAUAUUGCUUAACGGAUCAAGAGACGAGGUUUCAAACUCGAACAGUAAACAGGGUUUGAAAAAAGGCCCUGAACUAACUGAAUCAGGAGGAACUGCAAGGAAAAAUGAGUACAUAAUUACGCCGACUCUCGAGAAUUAUAAUUAUUUCACGAGCAACAGUGAAAAACAGGGUGAACGAUUAAGUUCUUCAGUUAUUUACAAAUCGCCUGAAAAUUGCUAUGAUCCCGUAUCAACGCGAGGUACAGGGGAGGAACCGUCGAACGAUGUGUCGUCAAAGCCUCCGUUAAAGUCUUCAAGUAGUACUCUGACUCCGAGUCCUUCAAAACAAGUUAUUGAUAGCGUUUUAAGUAAUGAUGUAAAUCAUGGCUUAAAGUUAGACCCAGACUGCAUUAACAAAGAAAAUGAUGCAAUAUUAGAAAAAUACAAAGUAGAAAGUCCAGAAAAGUCUGCGAAAUACAGAUCAAAGCAACAAAAAAAUGUAAAGAGUAAGAGUAUGGAUAGUGAUGAUCAAACAAUUAUAGUUGAAGUUAUAGAUGACGCAGAAGAGCCUGACUGUAUUAAUGAUUUAGCGAUAAUAGACACCAGUAGCGUUUUAAUAGUUGAAAAUGGUCCAGAAACCCAGUGGGAGAAUGUGGACGAUUUAAAGGACUUAAAAUCAGUUCACGGGGAAACAGUUCCCGGAGCUUUGUCUAUCACAACAAUUCCACUUAGCAAAGCAGAAUGCGAUGAAAUAAAAUCCAUGAGUCCCGAAGAAGAGAAAACUCUUAGACAGUACAUAAAAAGCUUAAAUUUAUCAACAGAGGCAAUUGAUUCUAGUCCUUCUAAUAUAAAAAGCGACAGUGAACAAAUAAAUUACGACAUAAAACAACGUAUGCGUAAAAAAGUAAUGCCCGAAGAAAUCUACAAUCUUAAAGCAGGACCUUCAAGAUCUUUACAUGUUAUUGAUGAAGAGGCAAGCGGAGAAUCAUCUACAAAUUCCCGCCGCCAUUCAUAUUUGAAUGAAAAACCUUGUGAUUUUGAUGAAUUGGAAGACGAUGUGUUUAUUUCUAAUGACAAUGUUAGAACACAAACAAUUACAAAAACGGGGCAGAAAUCAUCUGGAAAAUUAAUACCACAAAAAUGCAUUCGUGUUGAUGCACAAAUCAAAGAUCCUGAAAUAACAGAAGCAAGAGGGGCUUGGACCACAAAAACCGUAGAAAAAAUGACUGGAGCAGAAAUAGUAUAUCUUACAGAUUCAUCUAGUAGUACCAGUUCAUUAUAUGAUAAUAAUGAAUCUGGAGAUAACAAUGAGGAAAGUGAUGUAUCAGUUCGUAUAAUAACGCCUACGAUAGAAGUUAUAGAUACAGAUAAUUUCUUAACAAGUAAUAUUACUUCUAAAUCAAUAUCAGACUGUGAAAUUGUAACAAAAAAAUGUGAUGUUAUUGAAAAUAAAAUAGCCAACGACAAACUUUGCGAUAAUAGGGAUGAUCAUGAAAUAGUUGUUCUUACAACAGAUCUUAUAAACAGUGAUUUAUACGUAAAAGACGUUGAAAUUAUGACUUCUCAAGUAGAACAAGAGAAAGUUACUGAUCAUGGAGUAGAAACAAAUAAAGAUUCAUCUAGUAGCAUAGGAUCUUCUCAAUGUACGGCGAAAUAUAAUCCAAAAUGUUCAUCUCUGACGGAUAUCUACGGUACGGAAUUUGACGAAACGGAUAAACCCCAAGAUGAAGAAAUAUGUAAAAGUCAUGUUAAAGAUGUAAUUGAAAGUGUUCCAAAUCUUACUUCACAUUGUGUAUCAAAUACAAUAAGUAACGUAACACCUAGCUUACGGAAUAUAUGUUUAGAAGCGAUUUGUAAGUUACCAUAUGGUCAGCAAAUUUUAGAGGAGCUAGCUAAUGUAUCACAGCGUUUGCAAACAAUUGGUGAAAAUAGGUCACCGAUUGAUAUUAAAAAAAUUACAACUGAUACUUUGGGUAAAGAUAAAGAGUGGAGUACAAAAAAUAGUUCAGAUUACAAGAUGUUACCAAGUGCUCAAAGUAUAAAAGCACCACCCCCUCCUGUACAGCCAAGAAAUUCUUCAUUAAAAAUAACUCACGAGGACCCUAAAAAUAUAACUCAGUCUUAUCAAGAACCACAUGAAAACGUUCCAUACAAUUGUUUAUCUCCAUCUCAAAAAAUGUUGAUGGAAAAAACAAAUACUUUUAAUUUUACAGAAACUAAGAAACAUUUUAAGGAACUGCCAAAGGAAGAAUUAAAAUUUAUGAAACCAGUUUUAACUGAAGAAACAUUGAUUGAUGUUCCUUUUAAAUCUCAAACGGGAAGUCGUUUACUUGCCUUAUUACAAAAACCGUCCUUAGCAGGUAACUGUCAAGAAAAAAAAUGUGACAGUAAUAUUAAACUGGAACCAUCUAGAAAUGUAUUGCCUUCCUAUACUAAAAACAAAGACUAUAUUGGCAGAAACGAGAAUGUACUACAAAAUAAAAGUUCAAACAGCAAGCCUAUACCACCGCCGAAGCCAAAACGGCUGUUAUCGUCAUUCUAUGAAAGUGACGAGUAUUCUGAUUUCUUGGAAAAUUCUUUUAAAUCUGUUUGUAAUCAAAAAAAAUAUUUUCAUUAUUCCACUGGGAACUUAAACCAAGAUAUUGAGGACGAUGUUUCCCACAUUCAAGACAAGCAUCGAUUUUUUAAUGAAAUUUAUAAACAAACAAGAGAAGAUCUGCAACCUCGACGCCCAUCGUUACCUAAGGACUUAUGUGAUCAACAAAUGGAAUAUAUUCGACAGAAAGAAAAAGAAGUUGAAGCUGAACUAUCCCGUCUAGAAGCAGGUCACCAACAACUUGUUAAAAGACGCGGCGGGCCCAGAGCUCCUAUGCUCAUAGAUGAAGAUUCACGCGAUAAUGUGUAUAGUUCAGUUAAUGAACUAAAAAGUAGUCGAAGCUACGGUUUCUUACCCUUAAGUUCAAGUAGCAGUAAACUCUCAUCAGCGUUUAGUAAAAGUCAAGAAGAACUAUUAAGAAAUAAGAUGUAUUCAGAAUAUGUUUGCCAAAUGGCGGAGCGCGAGGAAAGGAAGCAGAAAAAAAUUAUUAAAAUAACAAAAACUCCAUGCUCUUUAAGCAGAAAUUCAUGUUCAAAGAGUUCAUCAGCACUUAACAUUGAUGAUUUUAGAGUGAAUAACCGUAUCGAGAAAGAGUUCAUUGAUAAAGCGAAGGAGAGGUGGAACAAACUUGGCAUUAGGGACCCAGAAACAGAAGAUGAAAAUGAGAAAAACUAUUAUAGGGAACCGAAAGUAAUUGACCAUAAAAUUAGGGUCAUCGAUUCGGGAGAAGAAAAAGACGUUCAAAAGUUGCCUAAUCAUUUGCAAGAUUUUGUGAAGUUUACCGCGAAAAAUAAAAGUGAUAAAACAGACAGCUCCGGUGAGUCGGAAAGUCGUGAGACAUCGCAUGGCGUUGUAUUGUGUGCAGUGUUUAUAUUAAUAUUAACAAUAGCUAAACAUAUACUGCGACUAUUCCGCCGUCAGUGA
Messenger RNA from Leptosia nina, 4518 nucleotides. NCBI's taxonomy places the organism in Eukaryota, Metazoa, Arthropoda, Insecta, Lepidoptera, Pieridae. The record is from the annotation of a GenBank genome assembly.